This is a messenger RNA of Camelina sativa (false flax), 921 nucleotides long. The record is from RefSeq and is a predicted model, not a curated record. Lineage: Eukaryota; Viridiplantae; Streptophyta; Magnoliopsida; Brassicales; Brassicaceae.
UCUGGUGUUACUACUGAUGAAGAGGAGGAGAAAAAGAUAAAGAAAAUAGUGGAUGUUGGAUGUGGGAUCGGAGGAAGCUCAAGGUAUCUUGCCUCUAAGUUUGGAGCCGAGAGCAUUGGCAUUACUCUCAGCCCUGUUCAGGCCAAAAGAGCCAAUGAUCUCGCAGCUGCUCAAUCACUCGCUCAUAAGGUUUCCUUCCAAGUUGCGGAUGCGUUGGAACAGCCAUUUGAAGACGGAAAAUUCGAUCUGGUAUGGUCGAUGGAGAGCGGUGAGCAUAUGCCUGACAAGGCUAAGUUUGUGAACGAGUUGGUACGUGUAGUGGCUCCUGGAGGAAGAAUAAUAAUAGUGACAUGGUGCCACAGAAACCUAUCCGAGGGGGAGAAAGCUUUGCAGCCAUGGGAGCAAAACCUCUUGGACAGAAUCUGCAAGACAUUCUAUCUCCCGGCUUGGUGCUCCACCGAUGAUUACGUCCACUUGCUUCAAUCCCAUUCUCUCCAGGAUAUUAAGUGUGCAGAUUGGUCAGAGAAUGUAGCUCCUUUCUGGCCGGCUGUUAUACGAACAGCGUUGACGUGGAAGGGCCUUGUGUCUCUGCUUCGUAGUGGAAUGAAGAGUAUAAAAGGAGCGUUGACAAUGCCACUCAUGAUCGAAGGUUACAAGAAAGGUGUCAUUAAGUUUGGCAUCAUCACUUGCAGGAAGCCCCUCUAAGUCUAAAAAAACUAAAACAAUUUGGCGCUGUUAUCAGUUAUUCACAUACACUACUAGAUGAAUUGAAUAAGAGUCACUAUGUGAAAGCAUAAUGAGAUUCCGCCGUAUUUUAUUUUAGAUCAAGUAAAAUUUUCAGUCUUUUAGAGGUCUUUUCUCCAAUAUAUAGUUAUCUUCAGUUUAUUGUUCGGUUAAAGAUAAUAAUGUUUUAUAUAUUAA